This is a messenger RNA of Hippopotamus amphibius kiboko, 321 nucleotides long. RefSeq names its product bublin coiled-coil protein-like. Lineage: Eukaryota; Metazoa; Chordata; Mammalia; Artiodactyla; Hippopotamidae. The transcript has a single exon. The coding region runs from base 1 to 321 and encodes 106 amino acids. The record is from RefSeq and is a predicted model, not a curated record.
AUGCGCCCCCUUGCACCAGCUGGCCAUGUGACUGUCCCCGGGUUCCACUGUCACGCGGCCCACGCGGACCUUGCACCGGAGCCCACAAUAUCGGGCCCCAAGAGGGACCUGGGCAUGGUGGUGGGGACGGAAGGCGAGGACCACAACUUCCGUGAAGCAGAAUAUGCUGCCAUCCACUCCAUGUUGGAUCAGAUCAACUCCUGUCUGGACCACCCAGAGGAGAAGAAUGACCGCCUCCAUGCCUGCCUCCAGGAGCUGCUUGAAUCCAACCAGCUGAUUCGCCCUGAGUUUCAGCAGCAUCUGCGGAAGGCCCCCAGCUAA